AUGAUUCAUCAAUUUUCAUUAUGCAUAUCAACAGAAAACGACCAGCUUCGAUCUGAGCGUUUCGCGUCAGUUUCUGGACAUAGUCCCCCACGUGGUGCAACCCUCGCGGUCUGCAGCGAGUCCCAUGGUCGGGCCCAAAGAGUCAAGGUAAUAUUGCCAUAUCUCCCCAGAAUCACUGAAAUGAAGGCCUCAGCCGUCAUGGUCGCAGCGUUGCUCUCGGCCGUUGGUCAAGCUACGUCUGGUCCGGAUUUCACAACCAACCCGGCAGGAAACCCCUUUGUCGAGGGCUGGUACGCUGACCCGGACAAUGAGUUCUACAAUGGCGAAUACUGGGUAUACCCAACCUACUCGCAUGAGUAUGAUGCGCAGACGUUUCUGGACGCUUUCUCAUCGCCUGACCUCAUCAACUGGACUAAGCACCCCAACGUCCUGAAUACGACCAGCUUCCCGUGGGCGAAGCGAGCUGUCUGGGCCCCCGCUCCCAUCGCGCGCAAUGGCAAAUACUACCUCUACUUUGGCGCCAACGACAUUCAGACAAAUGACGAAUAUGGUGGCAUUGGCGUUGGCGUCGCAGACCGCCCCGAGGGCCCGUAUCUGGACCCCAUUGGCAAGCCGCUCAUCGGCCAGUACUACAACGGCGCUCAGCCCAUUGACCAAGACGUCUUCAUCGACGACGACGGCCAGGCCUACAUCUACUACGGCGGCCACGGCCACGCCAACGUCGCCCGCAUCAACGAGGACAUGGUCAGCGUCGGCACUUUCCCCGACGGCGACCAGUACAAGGAGAUUACGCCUGAAAACUACGUCGAGGGGCCCCAGAUGUUCAAGCGCAAGGGCAAGUACUAUCUCUUCUGGAGCGAGGGCGGCUGGGGCGGCCCCGACUACGCCGUCUCUUACGGCAUCUCCGACAACCCUGUCGGCCCCUUCAAGCGCCUCGACAAGAUCCUCCAGCAGGACCUGGCCGUUGCCACGGGCUCGGGCCACAACGGCGUCAUCACCGUCCCCGGCACCGACAUCCACUACAUCAUCUACCACCGCCACCCGCUCGGCAGCACGGACGGCAACGACCGCCGCCUCGCCUACGACCGCCUCUACUUUCGCGAAGACGGCACCAUCCAGCCCAUUGUCAUGGGCGUCCAGGAUAACUUCAAGGACAGCAACAUGAUUGGUUGGUCUACCUACGGCGGCUCCUGGGACACGGGCUCCCGCAAGCUCAAGACGGUGGUCUCGGACGGCGCCAAGGCCGCCAUCAACACCAACUUCACCGACCAGUACUUUGCCGUGGACGUGGCCAUUCCCAGCCAAAAUGACGGUGAUGCAGGAAUCAUCUUCCGCGCCACGAAUCUGCAAGAAGGCGCUCACGCGUAUCGGGGCUACUAUCUGGGUAUUGGCACCAGCGGCAAGAUUGUCAUUGGCCGUGCCGACAAUGGCUGGACCCCGAUCAAGACCGUCAGCGCGCCGAUCCACACCAACAGGGUGUACAAUGUUGCCGUUCGUGCCGUCGGCAGCCAGUUUGACUGCAAGGUCACGCAUGGUAAGGACAUCAUUGCCAGUUUUACUGUGUCGGAUGACAAGUUCCAGCAUGGCACCAAUGGCGUUCGUGCGUUCCAGACCAAAGCCACGUUUGACAACCUUGAGGUCCGCCAUGCGUAA
Molecule: messenger RNA, 1653 nt
Organism: Akanthomyces muscarius
Lineage: Eukaryota; Fungi; Ascomycota; Sordariomycetes; Hypocreales; Cordycipitaceae
Exons: 3
Coding region: 1-1653 (550 amino acids)
Biological process (GO): carbohydrate metabolic process
Molecular function (GO): hydrolase activity, hydrolyzing O-glycosyl compounds
Source: RefSeq, a predicted model, not a curated record